This is a messenger RNA of Oldenlandia corymbosa var. corymbosa, 1465 nucleotides long. The record is from the annotation of a GenBank genome assembly. Lineage: Eukaryota; Viridiplantae; Streptophyta; Magnoliopsida; Gentianales; Rubiaceae.
AUGGCGAGUGCAGUGCCAAGAAAGUUUGCAUUGAAAUCACAAAACAAUUCAAAGUACCUGUGCUUCAACAGAGACAACACCAACAAACAUUUGAACGGAUUGCUGAGGUUCUCCGAGGAGGAAAUUGAAUUCCCAUUCAGAACCUUCGAAGUGGAGCCGGCGGGAUCAGAUUCGAGGCUGGUGCACAUCAGCGACGGGGUUCGGUUUCGCCAUGUCCAAACCCAAAACUACGCCUGCUUGUGGAGAGACGAAGACAAUGAGAAGGAUGAUGCACAACAUAGUUCUUGCUUAUUCGCGGGAUCAAAGGAUGCUGAUGUCAAAAACUCGUGGGACGUUUUCAGCCUAGUUGAUUGGGAGAACGUGGUGAUAUUGCCCGAAAACGUCACCUUCAAAGGCGACAACGGUUUAUACCUGGAUGCUGCCCCUCAACAACAGAGUAACUACCUUGAGUUCAGAUCCGAUGAUCCUAGGAUUCAAGGUUGUGUCCACGAGGUUUUCCUCACCAACACCGGCACCGUCAUCAUCAAGUCUACUCAAUUUGACAGAUUCUGGACAAACGCCCGUAAUUGGAUAAGGGCGACUAGAGUUUUUAGCUAUACUCAUCCAAGCCCUCGGCCGAUCAAUUCCGCCGGUCUUACCAGAAACUUGCUGUUUGAGCCCGUCAUGGUUGGGAACAAUCAGAUUGCUCUCCGCAGCUUGGAGAACGAUUUGUUUUGUAAGCGCUUCACCAAUGAAGGGAAGGUGAGCUGCCUAGACGCGGGAGUUUCCACCAUCACAAGGGAGGCUGCUCUUGAAGUCUCGGAAGCUAUUAUUUCCAGGGAGAUCAGCAAUGUCCGCUAUCAUCUUGGCGACGCGAGGAUCUAUAAUCAAACUCCCCUCGUCAAGGGCGUCUCGUUCGUCGUGAAUCGGUCACCGACAUCCACCAGCCAGACCGUGAAUUUCAGCGUCACCGACACCACCUCCAACACUUGGGAGUCCAGUCUUUCCUUGAAGUUGGGUGUCAGCAUGAAAUUCAAAGCCGGGAUCCCGUUAAUCGCGUCGACCACAGUCGAGGUGUCCACUGAGUUUACCGGAUCAUACACGUGGGGCGAAACUCGGACCACCGAACGGAUGCUGUCCAGUUCGGUCACGGUUACGGUUCCUCCAAUGUCUAGUGUGAGGGUGAGUAUGCUGGCAACUCAGGGUUCUUGUGAUGUUCCUUUCUCCUACACUCAGCGCGAUGUUCUUGUCAAUGGCAGACCCGUCACCUACCAAAAGGACGACGGCCUUUACACUGGCGUCAAUUCUUACCAAAUCGACUUUGCCACCGAUGCGCCACAACCACUCUCUUGAGUGUAAAACUGAUGGCAUCCAAACACCACCCCCAUCACCUCUUAUUCAUCAUCAUCUAUAAUUAUCCAAUAAAUAAAGGUGGUAAUGCGAUCCAUGAACCGUUGCUUUAUAGUGUCUGUUUGUGUUUUGUGUG